Tribolium madens (black flour beetle) is the source of this 1816-nucleotide messenger RNA. RefSeq names its product cytochrome P450 4g15-like. NCBI's taxonomy places the organism in Eukaryota, Metazoa, Arthropoda, Insecta, Coleoptera, Tenebrionidae. Gene Ontology annotation, molecular function: oxidoreductase activity, acting on paired donors, with incorporation or reduction of molecular oxygen; heme binding; monooxygenase activity. The record is from RefSeq and is a predicted model, not a curated record. The coding region runs from base 181 to 1689 and encodes 502 amino acids. The transcript has 9 exons.
UUUUAUUGAACCCGGUAAUGCGUUGAAUUAAAACCAAUCGGUGACGUGAAAUAAUAAGACUAAAAAGUCAAUUCUCAAACGCAAAAAACUUAGAAAGUUAUCAAUACCUAGGUAUUUAAAGUGUCGUUAAAAAGUACGGGGCAGUGCCUUUAAGCUCCUCGUUGUGUAUUAAAUCCAGCAAUGAAACUAGUCGAACCUUCGUUGUUGUUUCUCAUUUUUGUGAUUUUCAUUAUUUGUCUUCUUGCGAAGUACCAUUGGGACAGGCGGAAGUUGUAUAUUUUUGCAGCUAAGCUUGCGGGACCCAAGGCCUAUCCUGUGGUGGGUAAUGGGCAUUUGUUUUGGUGCAAAAAUGACGAAGUUUUUACUAAUAUUCUCGCCGCUACGGCCCCCUUUCCGUCCCCAGUCCGGCUCUGGUUGGGCCCAAAAUUGAUGCUUUUUGUGAAAGAUGCCAACCAACUCCAGCUGAUUUUGCAAUCGACGAAAAUCACAACAAAGUCGUUUGUUUACCGGUAUCUUGAACCUUUUCUGGGGAAAGGACUUUUCACGUCCUCUGGCCCCAGACAGAAGAAUCAUCGCAAGUUGCUCCAACCCUUAUUUUCACAAAAAAUGAUCGAAGGAUACUGCCAUUUGUUUCAAAAACAUGCGAAAAAGUUUGUCGAGGAUUUGAGAAAAAAUGCAAAUGGACCUGAAUUUAACAUUUCCACGGUCUUGCAAUUUACGGCUUUUGAAGCUACGAUGGAUUUAUUGCUAGAAGAUAAAAAUACACAUUCGUUUGAUUACAAUGAAAUGCCCCCCUAUAUUAAGAAAUUUUACGAAAUUUUUUUUACUCGCGUUAGAACUUUUUGGUUACAUAUGGACUUAUUUUUCAAACUAAGUUCUUACUAUAGGGAACAGGCGAAAUUGCAGAGCAUGGCGACAACUGUUAUAAAUGAGAUUACGUCCACACAUGUCCCAAAAAUUAUUGAAAAGAUAAAAGCUGAUAAAAAAAUAGCCGAUGCGGAGAUGAGAGUUCCAUCAAUGUUGGAAUCAAUAACCGAAAUGGUGAUGGAGAAUCCGGAUUGUUUAACACCGCAAGAUUGCACCGACCAUUUGAUGACUUUUAUGGCAACAAGUCAAGAUACCCAAAGUUCGRCUGUGGCUUUCACGUGCAUGAUGUUAGGAGCUUACCCUCACAUUCAGGACCUUGUCGUUCAAGAAUUGAGAGAAGUCAUGGGCAAAAAAAACAGUCUUGAGCUAACUGAAGUUUCUCAACUCAAAUAUCUCGAAAUGUGUCUCAAGGAAACCAUGAGGCUGUUCCCUAUAGGCCCUCUGAUUUUCAGGGACACAACUGAAGACUUCCAAUUCGAUAAACUGGUGAUUCCGGAAGGCGUGACUGUAAUUCUGUCGAUUUUUCACGCACACCGGAGCCCGGAACAUUGGGAAAAACCCGAUGAAUUUUACCCGGAACAUUUCGCACCGGAAGCGAUGAGUAAAAGACAUCCAUAUGCUUUUAUCCCGUUUAGUGCAGGACCUCGCAGAUGCAUAGCCCAACAUUAUUCCUACACUUACAUGAAAAUUUUACUUGCUACCAUACUUCUUAAUUACGAAAUCGAGUGCCGAUAUAAGCCCCAAGAUAUUAAAUUAAUCAUGGAUAUUUCAAUCAGACCGCAAGAAGGAUACAUGAUUAAAUUAAAAAACAGGACAAACUGAAAUUUAUUUACAAAGUUAACAGUUUUUUAUAUUUAAUAUUAGGAGACUCUUUCACGCAGUUAUUUAUGUGUAGAGAACGGACUUUUGUAAUGGUGGGAUCUUUCAAUAAAUUAUAUUUAUAAUUUAA